AUGACCGGAUUCGUAGGAAAGACUGCACUCGUCACAGGCGCAAGGGGCAUCGCUGAAGCCAUUGCCAAACAUCUCUUCGCACUCGGUAUCAAUCUCAUCAUUAUCUCGCAAUCCGACUCGUGUGAAAAGCUCGCAGGUUCCUUGCGAAGCGCAGCGCCUGCUGCUGCUGCAGGUGCAGCUGCAAAGCCAAAUGCAGUAGAGAGUACGACGCAGCAGAUCAAGGACCUCUUGCACAUCAAGUCACGCACGACGUCAAACUAUGCAAACAGGGCUGUUGCGAUCCGUGCAGAUCUGUCGAGCGUCACCGCGGCAAAUGAAGUCACGGCCAAAGCGCUCGAGGCGGCUAAAACGUUUGAAGAUGCUGAUGGCAAGAUUGACUACUUGAUCCUUUGCGGUGGUAUCAUGCCAAUGGCGACACUUGAAAAGGUGGAUGAAAAGACGUGGAACCAGGUCUUCAACGUCAAUGUCGUUGGACCAGCGCUCGCUCCACAUCUCGGAAACGAUGGACGAAUCAUCUUCUUCUCUAGCUCGCUCACCAUCGCCAGCUUCUUGAAUGCAGGCUAUCUCACUUAUGUAGCAUCCAAGGGUGCCAUUGAGCAAACUGCACGCGCCCUCGCAAAGGAUGAAGCGCUUACCUCUCGCGGAAUCUCCACGACAAUUAUCAGCCCAGGACCUACCGAAACUGAACUCUUCACCACUGGCAAGUCAAGCGAUGUCAUGAAUACGAUGAAGCAGGCGAAUCCGUACAAGAAGCUCGGCGACCCCAAGGACAUUGCACUCGCAGUUGAAGGCAUCCUCGUGAGCGGAAAAUGGCUCAACGGGUCCAAUAUCAGAGCGAACGGAGGCUCUGCGGUCUAG
Serendipita indica DSM 11827 is the source of this 858-nucleotide messenger RNA. Lineage: Eukaryota; Fungi; Basidiomycota; Agaricomycetes; Sebacinales; Serendipitaceae. The record is from the annotation of a GenBank genome assembly.